AGGAUAGACCUGGAGGACCAAGGAGCCAUGGCGGGCGAGGACGAUCUUGGUGUUUACGUGACGAUGGAGCUUGUGACGAAGGGUGGUGAGGAGGAUGUGGUGGUGGAGGGGGAGGAAGGGGGGGAUAAGGGGGAAGGGGUGCCAUCAUCAUCACCUCCACCCCCACCCCUGCCUCCACCGCCCCCACCACUUCCACCUUCAGUGCCAAAAGUGAUCAUUACUCGUGCCGCUUCCCUUCCAUCGCCUCCACCACCACCACCACCACCACCACCACCACCUCCACCACCACCUCCACCACAGACACAGAAAACCAUGCCUAGUUCAGCUCCACCCCCACCCCCUCCACCACCCCCACCCCCACCUCCACCACCACCACCACCACCAAUGAAAUUUACCACAUACACCGAAGACCAGUCACCACCACUUCCACCACCACCUCCACCACCACCGAUAACACAGAAAUACAACACCAUCUCCCACCCUUUCUACACGAACUUCGCCACUGCCUCUUCCCUCGUGCUAUCUGCUAUCACCACCUACACCCCCGCCACCACCACCCUCACCACCACCGCCGCCAAGCCCCCACGCCCCAAGCAAGGUAUUAGGUGGAAGGAUGACACCACCGCCUCCACCCACAAUUACACCACCGUCAACACCACGUAUCGUCCUCAAAGAAAACGGCAAAAACGUGAGAGCGAGGUGAGCGGUAGCAGCGCCCUCGUGUCUCCAGUCCAGAGCCGCAGACGCCCGACGCACGGACUUCCGCGCCAACACCCGCACAGCCGCGUCAGGAAGGUGAGCGCGCCGCCGGAGUUGCAGCCGCACUUUGGAUCUCCAACCCAGCACUCCCACCCCCACGCCCACGCCCACAACGUCCAGGGCAACGGCGGCGCGAAUCCCGACCACGCGGAGAGGUCCUCCACCUCGGAAUACAUCUAUUCUCUGUCCUCACAGCCUCAGCUGUCUCGGGCAGCCUACAGCGGAUCUGACUCCGGGGUGCCGUCAGACUACUCGUCCUGCGGCGGCCAGCCUCGCCACAACCCGCAGAGCACCUUCUCCCCCUCCCCCUCUGUGAACGACCUCGCGAACCAGCACCAGAACCUCGAGAACCAGGACGUGAGCUUUUACCAGUCCGACUCUGAUUGUGAGAGCAUGGAGGACGUCCACUCGCCCCAGGGUCACCGCCGUUCUGGUGCUGGCGUUGGGAUGAACAUGAACAGCCAGACCUACAGUCACGUCCACACGGAACCCUCGCCGCUGGUGCUGCCGGUGAGCUCUCCUCCCCCCCUCAACCGCACACCCACGGAGCCCAUCAUGCACGCGCCGCCGUCCCACGCAGGCGCAGGGCACCACAACCAGGCCCGCCGCCAUAGCAUGGUGGUGCAGCUCAACCUGCAGGGGGCGGCGGCUCCGCUCCACCACCCGGCGCCUAACCCCACGCGCUCGGUCUCCAUGGUGUCGCUCACCGGCAACCCCGUAGUGUCCAGCAUGUACCCAAAUCUACACAACGACACGCAGUCCAUCUAUAGUGACGUAGGCUUCAGUCCGCCCGGAAACUACCACGGCAUCCAGCACAUGGACUCCCAGGCGUCCCUGACCGGCAUCACGCACAAGGUGGACAGCCAACAGACCCUCGUCAACGCACACCCCGACGCCGGCUGUAUGUCCAUGCCGGAGCCCCAUUACUACGGGCCACAGCCGAUCGAGGACGAGGAGAAAAGAAAAUGGUUCUCUCACACCUUGAGCGAGAACAUGAGCAUCAUUUACGCGGUGUUCCUGGUCACCCUCGGCAUCGUGAUCUACCUGGCCGACACCUUCAAUAGCCACAACUCCGCCAUGGCCGAGGGGUUCAACGUCUUCCUGAUCGUGGUGCAGCUUCUGUGGUUGUUCUCCGUCCACGUGGAUGUCCGCCGCUAUGUCAGCCUCAUCUCCCGGGCGCUAGAGGAGGCCAAGAACAAGCAGCUGAACAAGGACGAGCAGGUGCAGCUGGAGCCCACAGGAGACGGCCAAUACCAGCUGCGCAUCAACGUGCCUGAAGCCCCGAGAACCAUCCCGCAACACUACGGCUUCACCUCCGGCAGGCACGGCGGCUCCCUAUACCUCAAGAUCGGGGCUACAGUGUUCUGUCUUGGCUACCUGAUCCACACCGGCCUCAACCUGGGCCAGAAGAUCCUGUACCUGACAGAAGAUGACCCGGUCUUCGAGAACUGCACCUGCACAACCGAUGUGAUUAUGUACGUCCUGCAGCCCGUGUACGCCUUCUACCAACUCUUCUUCAUCUUCAAGUACUCCAACCUCAUCAUCAACCGCAGGAAGGUGCUGGCGAGGUUUGGCAUCAUGCACUGCAUCGCCUCCUCUCUGUGCUUCUGGGUCUGGACCAUCUUGCAGGAGACCCUUCAGGCCAUCUUCAUGAAGAGCAAGGGCGGCGACUAUGGCACCACCGAGGCCUACUCCACUGCGCCGCUGCUGAGUGACCACGACGCCGAUGACUCCUUCGAACAGGACGAGGACACCCCCUUCUACACCAAGCCUCUGCAGGCGGAUGCCUCGUCCUGGUCAAUCAACUACGGUUGCGAAAACGACACACACCUCUCCAGCAUGAUCAACGCCACCACGCCCUACCUCUACCCCUUCAGCAUUGAGUUCAACAUCCUGAUGGUAGGGCUCUGGAUCCUCCUCUGGGAGAACAUCGGGAGGUUCGAGAGGCACACACACAUCCCGUCAGUGGAAGUCACCUACGAAGAAGACAACAUCAAAUCCCUCACGUCGAACUUGAUCAUUUACGUGGACUGCCAUGCCUCCAACCGCGGCCUCUUCGCUGGCCUGCUGAUGACAGUCGCCACGGUUAUCUCCAUCAUCCUCUUCUUCAUCUUCUCGGCGUCAGAGGACACGCGGGCUCUCGGAAGCUACGUCAAUGGCGCCAGCGAGGUCGUCCUUCUCACGUGCAUGCUGGUCGCCGGGUUCUUUGCCUUCAACUCCAUCCGGGUGCUGGAUAUGAUCAAGCAUGGCAUCAGCGCAGUGGACGACAUCCUCCUCUACGUUUGCCUCCCUUGCAUCUUCUUCUACGCCUUCUUCAUCAUGGUGCCCUCGAUCACAAACGGGAACUACCUCUCCGUCUGCGUCUCCAUUUUGCAAGUGUCCCAAGUUAUCCUGCAGACUGCGCUGAUGUCCGACGGGCUGCGACGAUGCUCGAACUCGGCCACGCUCCAGCACAAGAAGCCAGGGCGAGAGGUGAUCACUUACCUCGUGGUGGCUAACGUCGCCAUGUGGCUGCUGCAGACCUUCGAAAUCAAGAGCUCAGAAGGAAACUCUGUAUUCUACGCGUUUUACGGCAAGGAGCUGUGGACGCUACUGUCACAUCUGACGCUGCCGCUCGCGCUAUUCUACCGCUUCCACUCGUCCGUGUGUUUGGCGGACAUGUGGAAGGCGUCGUACGAGGCGGAAGAAGCCCACUAGGCAGGAGCGGCCUCUAGCGUGGUGUCUUCUAGAGGCUGGCCUCCAUUGAGGCCCUCCGCCACCCCUCCACACCGCCAAGGCAGCAGCAGCAGCAUUCUGUACAUACAUCACCGCCACCCUCCGCCGUCGGCCAGGCAUCUCGUAGACACACACUUGAGUUGCUUUCCCGAUGAUUUCGUUUGUCAACCCGAUUAUUAGCAACACAAUUUACCAAUAGUAUUGAUAAGUUUAAAAAUAAUAGUAAAAAGGGUUUGAUUUUGAACGCUAGUGCACACCCACACCCACCCCCACACACCCACACACACACACACAUGCAGUGCCAAGGGCCCGUGGUGGGAGAGGCUGGCAAGCGUGACAACUUGGCCGCGCCUUGGUGUGUACAUAGGCCGCCCAGGCCCAAGCCGCCCUCAUUGCUCAUCCUGUAUUUAUGAUGCCAUACAACUGUAGAUACUGACCCUCGCCCCUUGUGAUAUACUGGUCAGGCCGGCGCGCUGCCCUCGCAGACCUCUACGUGGGGCCGGCGUGACGCGCCCGGCUCCUCCUCUUGUGAUAUGUACAUUGUGGAGGCAAGCACACACAGCAGCACCAGCAGCACCAACAGCCUCAGCAGCCCUGGAGUAUAGGAAGAAGGAAGCUGCACGGCCGCCAAGGUCCGGCAUUACCUCUCGCUGUGUUGAUGUACAUGUUGUACUUAAUUUUGUUUUUACAUUGUAAGUUAUAAGACGAGUACAAGCUAAUCCUUUGUACUUAUGCCAAAUAAAAUAUUGAUUUAU
Messenger RNA from Eriocheir sinensis (Chinese mitten crab), 4229 nucleotides. Its product is annotated as proton channel OtopLc-like. Gene Ontology annotation, molecular function: proton channel activity. The record is from RefSeq and is a predicted model, not a curated record. Gene Ontology annotation, biological process: proton transmembrane transport. Lineage: Eukaryota; Metazoa; Arthropoda; Malacostraca; Decapoda; Varunidae. Bases 28 to 3456 code for a protein of 1142 amino acids. The transcript is spliced from 7 exons. Gene Ontology annotation, cellular component: membrane.